Malaya genurostris is the source of this 8278-nucleotide messenger RNA. It is a transcript of the gene Cad99C, whose product is annotated as cadherin-99C. Gene Ontology annotation, molecular function: calcium ion binding. Lineage: Eukaryota; Metazoa; Arthropoda; Insecta; Diptera; Culicidae. Bases 2001 to 7436 code for a protein of 1811 amino acids. The transcript has 13 exons. Gene Ontology annotation, biological process: homophilic cell-cell adhesion. The record is from RefSeq and is a predicted model, not a curated record. Gene Ontology annotation, cellular component: plasma membrane.
AAUACGGUGCUGGUCGGGAGCCGUUUGUGUCAAGUGUGAUCGCGCGUGAAAAGAGUAUGUUAUUCGAAUUAGAACAGUGCCGCCUAAUCUAGAGGAUCCUGCCGUUUUCGUAGACCCUGUUUUGCUGUCAACUUUCAGUGAUUAGGUAUCAAUUAUUGUGAGGUGUCGCCAAUUUAUAACGAUCGUGAAGACUGUCCACCGUGUGUCAGUUUGUGGUGAGUGAAGCGGUACAGUUAGUUGACACGAUUACCGCUAGGGUUCACGUUGAAACAAGUGCAAAGUUUGUUUAUAACAACAGGUGUUUCCGGUAUAUCGUGUGAAGUGCGCAGUGAGAUUUGACCUCUUUCGAAAUGUGCUGAUCGAGGCUGUACCCCCCGGGCGAAAGAAAGUGUUCGAUCGGUGGAUCAGAGUCCAAAAAGGAAGUGUCAAAAAAUAACGACAUCCACAGGCCAGUGCCAGUGAGAGUGAUUCUCCCUUGGGCGAAGUGAUCGAUUCAGAGGCUGCAGGUUGCGAGGAAGUUCAUAGCAAAAGUGUGUCAAUGAUUGUGACGCCGCGGAUGGCUGUGUGGAAGAAAGUGUUUUUUUCGUCUAAUGAAUGACACAUUUACUCGGGUAGGAUUUCCUGUUUCGUGUGGAAAAAUAAAAACAAGCGAUAGGUCAACUUUGCUCAAUAGAAAUCGAAACAACGGGUCACAUUGAGGAGUGGUUGAAAAGAAAUAAAUCGCAGUUCAUGUUUUUCGGAUAUUGUGCAGCUGUGGAUGAAGAAACGGAUGUUCAGUAAAGUUAUCAUUCCGGAGGCCUCUGAGGUGAAUUCAAACAAAAAAAUCCAUUCUCAACCAGAUCCAUUUUACGAUCGUUCUCGAGAGUUGUUAAACGGAUUGAAGCUGCAGAGCGCCACUGUAGGAUGAAGUAAAGAAAGGAAAAUAAACGCAUAGUUUGUAGAUUGCCUCCUCGGCUCAGGAUUAAGUGCAAUAGCAUCUGCCCGUGGAUUGUUCUGAGAUCUACCUCUAUCCGCUGCGCAUCGCAUCGCGAAUCGUGCUCCGCUAAUCGUCCGGAAUGUGUGAAAAUGAAAGUACAUAAUUCCAUCGGCCUGGGUGUGUGCAGUCGGGUUUGAAAAUUUUAGCUUCAAUAGCCCGACCUCCGAGGAGUGUGAAUUGAAUUCUCGCACUCUCCUCUAUUUUGUGUCGAUAAUUUUUUUGGCUUUUGGGAGGCGGUCGGUUUAACGAAGUGCAAAAAUUGAAUUCUCAGGCUUCGCGGAGUGUGACCGGCGUUUUUCUUAUUUUUGUUUUUGAUUUUUUUUUCUCUUUGAGUAAGUGUGCGUGUGUGCAUGUGAUUGUGGAUUGUGUUUUCCUCCUGUAACAUAAAUGUGUUGUUUCGAUUAGUGAGAGCUCUAACGACGAGUCGCAACCGAUUCCGUUGAUUGAUGAUAAUUGACCCCGGGCAGCUGGGCUAGGUUGGGCUGUAGUGCGGUGCAGCAGAAUAACGUGCGGAAAAGCCAGAAAGGCAGAUAAAGUGGUGGCGCGCGCGGUGAUAAGUUUGCGCGAUAUGAAAUUAUGUACCAUCUGAGACUAGGGUUUGAGGCAUGAUGAGGCGAAAAUCUAGCGUUAGAUUCUAGUUGAAGUUGAAGUGAUUGUACGGGGAUUCUUCGGGACUGGAUCCCUGUCCGGUGCCGUGUGUGAGGCGGAGUUUACUGUUACCCGGCGCAGAAGUGUAGAAAAAUGGUGCACGGUUCGUAGAAUUGUUAGUACAUCUGAUUGAGCAAUCGUCGAUAGAUCAUUUGUUUUGCUGAGCUACAGCCGAUCAAAGAGAUAAAAAGAACAGCGAAAGCGACGACGACAACGAAAGCUUCACUGCAACCACCACUAGACAGGUUGGCUAUGGCCAUUGCUGGAACCUUUUGCGAAACACAUUAGCAAAUCGGCGCAACAACCAACCGGCCACCACAGUCACAUCCCAGAGCAAACAACACAAUUCAGGAAGAUCCAUGAACCGUCAGCAAACAUGAAAGCCGAAGAAGAAUUAGCACUUCUGGCAAAAGCCAACCGCGGCGGCGGCAGCGGCGGCGGCGGCAGUGGUGGCAGUAGUGGCACCGUCCGACAUCCGAAGGUUGGCUCAAUUACGAUCAAUCAUAGAAGGAAAUGGCUAGAUCUGGAGCGACGAUCUGAGCCGGACGACGCAUCGCCGUCGACGGUGGCCCCGCCAGUGACGAGACGGUCUCGGGUCUCGGUUGGCCGGUGGACGUCCAGUGCGAUGGGGAGCAGCGGUUUGUUGCUCUUUUCGCGAUUGCUACUGCUGGCCACCCUACUGAUAGUGACCCACAAGGUGCAGGCCAUCGACGGGAAGCUGCAGCUGUGCGAGGUGGAAACCGGCCAGACGAACAUCAUUCUCGAUAUCGAGGAGAGCCGAGGCAAUUCAAUCGGCCAACGCACAACGCCUCCGGAGCUUCCGAUCUACGGUGAUCCGGAAGAGGAGAUUGCACUGGAUUUAAUCUUUCCGAAGGGCAAUCCCACGUUCGUUCUGAACGGUAAAUCCCUGCAACUGAUCCACCCACUCGAUCGGGACGAGGAGAAUCUCAGCCACAUCGUCUUCCAGAUAACGUGUACGAUCCGAUCAACGCGCCGCAAACGCAACAUACCGAUCAUCGUGCGAGUGUCGGAUGUGAACGAUAAUCCACCGAUGUUUAUCAACACGCCGUACGAAACUACCGUGCCGGAGUCCACUCCGGUCGGCACGACCAUCUUUCGCAGUAUCCAGGCCCAGGACAAGGACGCCGGUGUCAACGGCCUGGUGGAGUACUUUGUCGUCGAAGGUUCCCAGAAAAAUAUCUCGGAUAUUUCACCAAACACACUGACGGCGGCGGACGGGUACGGUGUGUUCGCCAUCGCAUAUCCUCAUCAAGGGCAGGUGACCGUCGUCAAAACGUUGGAUUACGAGCGCAUUCAGCGGUACUACCUGACAAUCGUCGCAUCGGAUCGCGCCCGCAAUGCGUCCGAGCGACUGACUGCAACUACCACGCUAACCAUCGAUAUUGCCGACUCGGACGAUCAGGAUCCGUCCUUCAUUUACCGGGGCUGUGUGCUGCUGGAUGGUGCUUGCCUUAAUCCGGAGUACGUUGCCUCUGUGCCGGCAGGGACUCUACAGGGUGUCCUCACGGUGACCCCCGAGCGGAUCCAGGCCGUUGAUCUCGAUACGAUCAGUUCACCGAUUCGCUAUUCAUUCCUCAGUGGGAUACCUGGUAACUAUGGAGACUACUUUGAUAUCGAUUCCCAAACAGGAGUUUUGAAGCAAACCAAGCUGGUGGAUUCUUCGGUGACCGCGAAAAAGUUCGACAUCAUCGUGAAGGCGGAGGAAGUGUCCGAAAUGAAACGAUUCACCACGGCUAAGCUAACUAUUCACGUGAAACCCGUGGAUGCAUAUUCGCCGGUAAUCAGCGUGACUUCCACGGAAGGUUUCGUGGACGAAAACUCUCCGAUCGGGACGGUUGUCACCGAUGCCAAGGGUAACCCGAUUCGGCUUACUACGACCGAUGCUGAUCUCGGAACCGAUGACGAACCAAUUGAAUAUAUUUACGAAGUAACCACGCCAUCUUUUGUGGUUUCCAGAAAGGGAGUUCUGCAUGUGAAUGAGGAAGGACUUGACCGGGAUCCGCCUAGUCCGGGGAAAUAUCGUUUUCAAGUGGUGGCUAGAGAAGCAAACGGGAAUGCGGCCAGUGCUCCGUUAAGUUUAACCGUUCACCUGAACGAUACCAAUGAUAACCCACCAAAGUUGGCCAUGGUUGCACCCGUUAGUCUCACAGCAGGUGAUGGUCGUCGGUUGGUAACCAAGGUUAUGGCAACGGAUAACGAUUCCGGUGAGAACGCGGUUGUUACCUAUUCGCUGUUCCACGUCUCCAACAAUGGGGGCAAUAAAUUUGCUAUUGAUACAAAAUCGGGUGAAAUCGAAACCCGUGCACGACUGAAUGCAGGUGAACAGUACAGUCUAACGGUACAAGCAUCGGACAUCGGAGGACUGUCAUCACAAGCAAUAGUAGAAGUGUCGAUCACACCUGGACCAAACACCAAACCUCCAAGAUUCAUCAAACCGGUUUACGAUGUACAAGUUAGUGAGGGUGCCGAAAUUAACUCAACCGUAAUUGUAGUUAGGGCAGAAGAUCCGGAGAACGAUCCGGUCAAGUAUGCGAUCACUACCGGUAACGACUUACGACAGUUUUCGAUUGGAAAGGAAAGCGGCGUCAUCAGUGUCAUUAGAAAAUUGGACAGAGAAGAUCUCACGAGGUACCAGCUUAUCAUUCGGGCAGAAGACAGUGGAGGUUUGGCGAGCAGUGCGACGGUCAACAUAAAAGUUACUGACAUCAACGAUAAGAACCCGGAGUUCGAUGAAAGUAUGCUACCCUACGUAUUUCACGUUGAUGAAGGCAGAGACAAUGCUGUGAUUGGAGUCGUACAUGCGACUGACGCCGACGAGGGUAUGAAUGCGGAAAUAUCGUACACCAUCCCUUCGGAUAUGCCGUUCAAAAUAAACUCUCGAACGGGUGAGAUACGAACGAAAGUUUCGUUGGAUUAUGAAAAACAGAGAGAGUACAAGUUCGUAGUGACAGCUCAAGAUGGUGCUCCGGAACCCCGGCUCGGUACGGCUAGUGUUACCGUGAAGGUUCGUGAUAUCCCAGAUGAAGUUCCACGAUUCAUGGAAUCGAUCAUUGAAGUUAAAAUUCCGGAAAACGUUCCCGACAUGGUGGUAACUACGGUGCGUGCCUUCGAUCCCGACACGAAACCGGAGGUCACGUACACUUUCAAACGUGGUCCAGGUGAUCUGUUCAAAAUUGACGCCAAGACUGGUCUCAUCAAAACUAUACGUGGCUUAGAUUACGAGAAGGACAAAAUUCAUGAGUUGAUCGUUGGCACACUGGAAAACAACGGAACCAAUCCGGGGGAUUACAUCAAAAUAAUGGUCGAGGUAGAAGAUCGAAACGAUAACCCGCCGGUGUUUGUAUCGAUUCCUGAACCCGUCAACAUAAACGAUGAUUUGCCGAUUGGAUCGAUCGUUGGUUCUAUGCCGGCAGUCGAUGGCGAUGGUUCUUCGCCUGGUAACGUAGUACGGUACGAAAUGGUUGGACGGGGAAAGGCACUGAAAUACUUCCAAGUAGAUCCGGACUCCGGAAUUGUUCGGAUCCGUGAUGAACUGCACAAGGAAGACGAUGCGGAAUAUUUGGUGGAUGUACGAGCCUACGACAUGGGAGAACCUCAGCUCAGUUCAGUUGCUACGCUACCGAUCUACGUAAGUCACAUUCCAGCUAAUCCGAAUGGUGAUUCUGCCGAAUCGCGUGUCGAUGCCGGUGGCAUCGUAAAUUUGGAAGUACAAGGACUAGCCUUCAGUGACGAUAGCUACACUACAAGUGUCCCGGAAUCUACCGGUAUCAAUGCGACGAUCAAGCUAAUUCAGAUAAUCAAUUCUAAGAAGGCGACCAAACACAAUGGAGGAUUCAAAUGUGAAAUCAUCAAUGGAAACGAACUCAAUUUGUUCCGAAUAACAAUCGAAGAUCAUGCCUGUGGUUUGGUUCUGAAUGGUCCGUUAGACUACGAAACCACCGGAACUCAUAAUCUCGAGGUUCGGCUGUUAUCGAACAAGUACUUUGUAAAUCAACAUAAAAACUUUGCUCAAGUGAAAAUCAUUGUCCAAGACGAUAACGACAAUGUUCCGCGAUUCCAGUUCCCGAUCAGCUUCCAGCAAGGGGUACGCAACGAUUCGUACUAUGCCGUAAUCAAUGCUGAUGCCGAUAUCGAUACACCACUGAUCACGGUGAAGGCGGUCGAUAAGGAUGCUGGAAUGUAUGGACAGCUCAAGUAUCACAUCUACGACGAGAAAGUAAACGAAAUACCGGAUGACGAUUCGCCAAGUUCAUAUUUCACCAUCAACGAAGAUAACGGAAUGAUUAAGACUCAGAAAAAUUUGCAAGGUGUUCGACAAAGACCGCUGGUGUUUCUGGCGGAAGCACGGGACAACAAUGGCAAUUCGUUGGCGGGCGUCGUACACAAAGCGAAGGCCCGAGUUGUGGUCAACACCAUUGCCGACAUCAACCGAAUGACUCUGGUGUUUUCCGAUUCAACGCCGAAAGACAUGCGGCGACAUGUGAGAGCACUGGAAGAGCUGUUGCACGAGAAGUCCACGGGACUGAUUACGGGGAUUGAGCGGUUCAGCACUAGGAAGGUUUUAAAUGAAAACGGAACUGUCGAAGAGCUGAAUGGAGCUACGGAUGUUUGGUUCUAUGCUGUGGAUCCUAAGACUGAGAAAAUUCUCGAAAGAAAUUCGUCAUCUGUGAUGAACACUAUUCUGGCACCCGCAAUCCUGUCCCAAAUCAACUUUGAAGCUUCCAGUAUUGCACGGGCUACAGCUCAAGGAAUAUUUGGACCAGUAGAACCGAAGCAACAAAUCCAAAAGGUGAAAGCCGCAGUCCUAGUGAACGAUGAUGUCUUCCCGUACGCACUCAUUGCCGUGGCCGUCGUUAUCCUCGUCCUAGGGUCAAUCGGAAUCGUUUAUAUCUGCAUCUCUUGGUCUAAAUACAAAAAUUUUAAACAAAGAAUGCGCCAGUAUAAUGCACCUGCUAGCCCAGUACGCUAUGAUCCGGUUAUCAUUAACUCCCAGGCCCCUGCAUCCGAAAAUCAAACUAGUCUGAAAGAAUACGAAACUCAGGUUCUGGCCAUGGCAGUCCCAUUAGACGAAGGAGAUGAUCUUCAGCUAGACUUCAGUGCCAAAAACCAUGCAUUUAGUUUAGACAAUGUUAGCUACAUCACACACAAGGAGAAUGGUCAGCACAGUCCAACGAACUCGGACGCAACGACGGCGGUUGUCGGUACAUUACAUCGCAACAAUAACAACAACACGAAAAACAACAACAACCUUAACAUAAACAACCGACAAAAUACUCUGAAUCGAACGUUGGAGAUUAACCGCAACAACUACUUAAACCCGCUGGGUUCAGUCAGCAACGGAACGCUACCGGGGACACUGACACUAGGGAGAAUAAAGUCUGAACGAAACAAUUACAUUAAUGGCUAUGGAGACACUCUGAAUCGAAACAAUCUGUCGAUGGCACAGAACAACACUUUCAACACUCUCGGGCGUAACCAUCGAAACAUCAACGCCACCAGCAACAACAUCAACAACAUGAACCACCAGCACAACCACAGCGCUAACCACCAUCACGGAUCCGAAGUGGUCACCAAUACGCUGGGAAGAAACAAUCGGUACACCGAUGUGCCAAUCAGCAACCCACUGUUCCAUAUCCGACAAAACGGCGACUUGCAAUCCCAACCUCAACUCAAUCACGCGAGUCCGACCAACGAGAAUGUGACAUUUGGCAAGCGAGACUACAACCAACUGCCAUUUUCAUACCUGAACGAUUUGGAUCGAUCGGACGCCGAAACAACCACCGAACUGUAGAGUAAGGAAGGGAAGAGUUUGCCUGUGCCGCGCGUAAAUUAUUGAAUCAUUUUUCUGUGGUCAAAAGAUCAUGUUUUGAAUUAAGUUCGAAUUACCUGGUACAACGCAUGUGUAAAGUUCAACUUUCAGCAGCCAUUUUGGAACGAGUAUAGAUCAACUGCCGUAGUUGUAAGAUAUUUUAAUCCUUUUUAACCCGUUGUUUUUAUGUUUUGGAUAGUUCUAGGCGAUCCAUAGUUAGUUGCAAUAUUUCCUCAACCGUUUAUUUACAUUCUUUAUAGUACUUUUUUAUGUAUAAAGUUUUGUGGCAUUUUCUACUUUAAACCGAAAUCUCAGUGGUUUCCACCAACAAAUUUCUACUGAAACUUUUUAAUUACUCCGUACAAACUAUGGCGACAUAUUUAUAAUAAAGCAUUGCAUAAAAUAAAAUCAUAGGUAAGUAUGGUUCGUGUAAAAAGUUAGAAAUUUUAUAUUCAAUUAGAGUUGAAAAGAAACAGCUUUCACUUUGUACAUAACGAGUCAUUCGAUAGCUAAGCUUAAGUGGAAAUAAAUUUAGCUACGUUAGAGAAAUUAGGUUUUAUCAAAACUAUGGUAAAACGAUCAGCAGGAAUACUGAACAAUUCACGAUUCUUCCAGGAACUGAAGCUGAUUGUGUUAGAACAAUUCUAGAGUAACAUAUUUUUUUGCUUACCGCAACACUAGUUGACAAAUACGAUGGCAGUUUUAAGAUUAGUUUAGAAGCAGAAUGCAUAUAUUAUCAAUAAGUAAGAGACUUUUACUCAAUGUAUUGUAUAAAACCGAAAACUGUGAAAUAAAUUCCAUCCAGAAGAGAUUACAUAUUAAGA